Molecule: messenger RNA, 1285 nt
Organism: Pseudo-nitzschia multistriata
Lineage: Eukaryota; Bacillariophyta; Bacillariophyceae; Bacillariales; Bacillariaceae
Source: the annotation of a GenBank genome assembly
CACCAAAAAAGCUCUUUYGCACACGAAUCGAAAGGAUAGAGCCAACACACCUCACACAACAACCAACAUACCGACCGCCAUGAGCCAAGACGGAAAACCCGCAAAAGUUGCUGCCGCUGCUUCCGACGACGAUUCGUCGUCGUCGUCGUACUCCGACGAAGAGGACGAAGACCUUGUACUGGAGGGCGUUCUGGUGAGAAAUCCCGACGCCUCGGAUUCGUCAUCGGACGAGGAUAGUUGCGAGGAAGACCCAGACGAAACCACGAAACCACCCGCCAAAAAGCAAAAGAAAAACGACACGAACGAAAGCCUCAAAUCCACAACACGGGAUCCAGCAAUCGAACGCAAGGACGACAAGCAAUCCACAACGAAGAACCAGAAACAACUACAAAAGAAGAACAAGAAGAAGAAGAAAAAGGAAAAAAACAGCGGCCCCGAAAUAGUGGACAUGGAGUUUACCUUUUGCGAUAUGGACGAAAAAUUCUUUCACGGAAUCAAGAACCUGCUGGCGUCUUCCAGCCCGGCCUACGGAGCCACCGCCUCGGGGCUGACUGACCUGAUGAUCGAAAACGCCGCUGUGGGAACCGUUAUCAGCACGGACUAUUCGGGCUACUACCAGCCCGGCCAGCAAAAGGAUCCAGACUAUGAGGGGGUCGUCUACGGGUUUGCGUCCGUCUUGAACGUGUCCACCCACGGAGAUAGUUCUUCCAUCCAGGCCCUCAAAAAGCUGUGCCUUUCCAAGUGCCCGGGGGACCGGAAGAAGGAACUAGAAACCGUUCUGAGCGGGACCACCAAGCGUCCGGCAGGCUUUUACUUCCAGAGCCGCAUGGUCAACCUGCCCCUCGAAAUCGUGGAGGUCCUGCACCAGCAACUCGUCAUGGACAUGGACUGGGCCGUGGAGAAUGCCGCAGGCCAGGGAAAAACGAAGGAAGAAACCGAAAGGCUCCGCAAGUCCCUCGACUUUGGGGCCUUUGUGCGGAUUGCGCCGACCUACCGCGAAAAGAGUGGCACAGCGUCGUACUACAAGUACUUUGACGACGAGCUGCUGGCCAACCACGCCGAAUUCGCCUACGAGAUCGAGCUGCCCAAGACCUUCGGAAUGGAAGAAACGCCCUACUGCACGGUGAUUGUCGCGACCAAGACGGGGCACCGGGYAGCCGUCCAGCAGCUGCGGGAAAUGGUAGGUGGCGGCUAGCAACAAGAAGCACUAGGAAGAACAUGGUAAGAAAAAAUAGUAGUAUCUAUAACAUACUACCAUAAUAUUAUAUUACUAGUAAUUCUACUA